This is a messenger RNA of Carassius carassius (crucian carp), 565 nucleotides long. RefSeq names its product U6 snRNA-associated Sm-like protein LSm5. NCBI's taxonomy places the organism in Eukaryota, Metazoa, Chordata, Actinopteri, Cypriniformes, Cyprinidae. Gene Ontology annotation, molecular function: RNA binding. The transcript is spliced from 5 exons. The record is from RefSeq and is a predicted model, not a curated record. The coding region runs from base 95 to 370 and encodes 91 amino acids. Gene Ontology annotation, biological process: mRNA splicing, via spliceosome. Gene Ontology annotation, cellular component: U4/U6 x U5 tri-snRNP complex; Lsm1-7-Pat1 complex; U6 snRNP.
AUGGUUUACACAGUUAUCGAUGGAUUAGUGCUAAUAUCGAUUUCUCAUGUCUGUAAUUCUUUUUCACUGAUGAUUAUUCAGGUCUGUUAUCAAAAUGGCGGCAGUCGCGGCGACGAAUACAUCGCAGCUUUUACCUCUCGAGCUGGUGGAUAAAUGCAUUGGCUCACGGAUUCACAUUGUCAUGAAGAACGAUAAAGAGAUUGUGGGAACUCUGCUCGGGUUUGAUGACUUUGUCAACAUGGUUCUUGAGGAUGUGACGGAGUUUGAAAUCACUCCAGAAGGCAGAAGAAUCACAAAGCUGGAUCAGAUUCUGCUUAAUGGCAAUAACAUCACAAUGUUGAUUCCAGGAGGAGAAGGACCAGAAGUUUGAGAAAUGUGUAGCACCUUCCACAAAAAAAACAAACAAACAAAAAAAUUAUGUUCUUGUUUCAUAAAAAAAAAAAGGACUGAUCACUUAGAAUUGAUCACUUCUUGUCUUCAAAAAUUAGUUUUCACUUCAUGAAGGGGAGAUUUCCACAUUAGAUAUUUCUGUUGUUUAAGUGAUCCAGAAAGGUUUUGUAAACAU